AUGCCUUGGAAUUACUCCGAGAAGGACCCCUCCCAUGACCUGUUGGUGCCAUACAAUAGCACUGACUUCCAACCAUCUGUCUUCAUCUUGACUGGUCUCCGAGGACUGGCAGGGGCCCGAAUUUGGCUAGGCCCACUCCUGAGCCUUAUGUAUACCAUCACUCUGGCUGGCAAUUGCACAUUGUUAUAUCUGGUCAAAAUUGAGCGAAGCCUCUGGGAGCCCCAAUAUCUUUUCCUCUCCAUGUUGGCAGGAGCUGACAUUGGCCUGUCCAUCUCAACAUUGUCCUCAGUGCUUAAGGUUUUUGUCUUUGGUCAUCAUGAGAUUGCAUUUGAUGGUUGCCUUAGCCAGCUUUUCUUUAUUCAUACCUUCUCCUCUACAGGAUCAGGUAUUCUCUUGUCUAUGGCCUUUGACCGCUUUGUGGCCAUCAGCCACCCAUUGCACUAUACCACCAUCCUCACCCACCCUCGCAUCACCAAAAUGGGACUGGCAGCCUUCUUGAGGGGCAUAGCACUCAUGACUCCAUUGCCCAUCCUCCUCAAGAGACUGCCUUUCUGCAAAGGCCAGACCCUCUCCUACUCCUACUGUCUCCACCCUGAUGUCAUGAAGCUGGCCUGUGGUCCUGUCAAGAUCAACAUCUUCUAUGGUCUAGUCCUGGUCAUCUGCUCCUUUGCAGUGGACUCCUUGCUCAUUGUCCUCUCCUAUACCCUAAUCCUUCGAUCUGUGCUGGGAAUUGCUUCCAGAGAAGGUCAACUGAAAGCACUGAACACCUGCCUUUCCCACAUCUUCAUUGUCCUCAUUUUCUACAUGCCACUCCUAGCAAUUACAUUGUUACAUCGGAUCAAUCAAAAGAGUUCCCCUCUAACACAUGCUGUUUUAGGCAAUAUUUAUCUCUUCAUGCCUCCCAUGUUCAACCCAAUUAUCUAUAGUCUGAAAACUAAGCAAAUACGUGCUGCUUUGCAGAAAUCCUUUGGAAGUUGGAAAAGCUGA
This is a messenger RNA of Dromiciops gliroides (monito del monte), 987 nucleotides long. RefSeq names its product olfactory receptor 51G2-like. The record is from RefSeq and is a predicted model, not a curated record. Gene Ontology annotation, biological process: G protein-coupled receptor signaling pathway. The transcript has a single exon. Lineage: Eukaryota; Metazoa; Chordata; Mammalia; Microbiotheria; Microbiotheriidae. The coding region runs from base 1 to 987 and encodes 328 amino acids. Gene Ontology annotation, molecular function: olfactory receptor activity; G protein-coupled receptor activity. Gene Ontology annotation, cellular component: membrane.